Aspergillus pseudotamarii is the source of this 697-nucleotide messenger RNA. RefSeq lists its product as uncharacterized. NCBI's taxonomy places the organism in Eukaryota, Fungi, Ascomycota, Eurotiomycetes, Eurotiales, Aspergillaceae. The record is from RefSeq and is a predicted model, not a curated record. The transcript has 2 exons. Bases 164 to 517 code for a protein of 117 amino acids.
AAAUUAUAUUUGCCGCAACCCCUGCGUGCCUGUGGCUCUACUGUAAGAAGCGCUGGGACUACCUACUAAAUUUGCCGCAAGUGUUGGUCUGGCCUACUACAACAUCGAACUGGCGAGAUCCUCUUAUAUUUUGCUCAUACUUGACUUUGCUCUGGUGCUAACCAUGUCUGUCACUAACCCUGCAUCAUGGAUCCGAAGCUGUUUAUUCCUUUUCGUCUCUAUAUUUGCCCCUUCUAGCAAGCUGAUCCAUGAUGUUCGUUGUAACGCAUAUAUGAUAUGUGGUGGCAGGACUGACCUCAAAAGGGGCGCAGUCUUUGCCCAAUCUUUCUUUGCAAAGGUAGAAUCUCCUCACCAUUUUCUGGCCUCAUCUCACCUACCUAUCGCCAUCAUCCCUCUCCAUGCGAUUCGUGGCCCGACCGCCUCUUUACGUCCAUCGGUUUCCGAUUCUCGAUACAUUUCUACUCUCUCACGGUCGCACGCGCCAACGAGAUCGACGACUCCACUAAGACCUCGAUAACCGUUCACCCCUUUUGCACCUUUCCACCAAAGUUGUCAUAUCCAGCGACGUAUCUUGACGAGUACUGAGCGAUUGUACCAGCCUGGAUUCCCACGAUCUACUUCGACUCGCCUGACUUUUCCUGUGAAACAUUACGAAACUUCCUUGGCCCUGCUCCCCUGGAUUGACGGUUUCAUCAGU